AAGACACGAAGAAGACGCAGAAGCGGAAGAGACGUGGCACAUAAACAGAGAGAGGAAGCUAGCUGCAGUUAAGUUUACUGAUGACAGCUUCUGGAGCCGCCUUCCACGUCAUUUUGACAAGGAAGCUUAAAUGACAGUCGAACAACAUUACCUGAAACGAACGGGGCUUGAUUAAAGACUGUGUGACAGACAGUGCAGGUGGCUAUGGGUCUCUGCAAGUGUCCGAAGAGAAAGGUGACCAAUUUAUUCUGCUUCGAACAUCGUGUAAAUGUGUGCGAGCAUUGCCUAGUCUCCAACCACAACAAGUGUAUCGUGCAGUCAUAUUUGCAAUGGCUCCAGGACAGUGACUACAACCCCAACUGUACUCUGUGUAGUACUCCACUGAAUGCUCAAGACACUGUGAGGCUGGUCUGCUAUGAUGUCUUUCACUGGUCCUGUCUUAAUAAUUUGGCCUCUCGGCUGCCCCUCCACACGGCUCCAGCGGGAUACCAGUGUCCCACCUGUCAGAGUCCACUGUUUCCCCCUUCCAACCUUGCGAGCCCGAUUGCUGAUGUGCUGAAAGAACAGCUGUCAUCUGUUAACUGGGCUCGAGCUGGUUUAGGGCUGCCGCUGAUUGAGGAGCCCAUUGGGGUCCUUGAGGAGACCACAGCUAAUGAUGUCACUGAUUAUACUGACUGGUCCACAUUUGACGCACAAGAACCAAGUAACAUUUACCCCAGCCACUCUUACAACACCAGCCUCAACCCACCACCAGAUUCUGUCCCACCUCCAGCACAGGAAGACCUUGUAGGUCCUCGUAAAAAUGGGGAUCCAACUAAACAGGAGCACUCUGUGGUCAACUACACGACUGCCACUACAUGUGACACAAUUACACUACACACAGCAUCAUCACCAAGAAAGAUCUACGACACACGGGACGUUGGUCACAGCUCUGUCACACAGAUUGACUUUGACGAUGACAAGUACCGGCGACGACCAACGUUAAGUUGGUUUGCUCAAAUUCUCAAAAAUCGAACAGGAGGAAAGCGGACAUCUCUGUCCUGGAAACAGCGGGUCUUCAUGCUCCUUGUUGUCGGAGUUCUGGGAUUCUUUACGUUGAUAAUCAUCAUGGCUAAACUUGGACGCGCCUCCGCUGGAUCCGACCCAAACUUAGAUCCUCUUCUUAACCCCAACAUCCGUGUGGGAAAAAACUGAUAACAAGCAUUGAUUCCUUCUUUUCCUUCUGUGUAACACAAUAUACAGUAAGCCUGUGUAGAACGAGUUGAAAUGGGACUCUCCAAUACAUGGGUAGCCCACCAGAGGGAGCCGUUUACCUAACUUGAAUGGAAAGAGAAAGAGACGCUGCACUUUUUUUUUAGAAUGGAGGUAAUCUUUGGCUCCAUUCAUUUACAUCAGGCAGUAGGAACAUGCCAGGUCCUUCACUGACAGAAAAAAAUCCAACAACAUUCAGAAGUUUCCUGUGAUCCAAGCAAAGCAACCCGCAAACUCCAAAGGGGACCAAGGCCUGGUGCAUAGAUGAAGGAUCCGGUUAUUGUUGCUUUGUAAAUCUAAUGAUGAAGAGGGGUAUCAUUAAUAUUUACAAUUCCAGUUAACAUUUGUCAGUGAUCUUUGUAAGUUGAUUUUUUUUUUUUAAAGCUCAGUAGUAACUAAAUAAACACUGUUAGUGUUGAAAAAAACAUCUCUAGCUGGCAGAAAAGUCACAAUAUAUAUGAAACGUUUAAUAACGUCUACACGGUUAUAAACUGGCUCCACUUGCUGAUUUGAUUUGAGUGUCUUUGUUUCUCCUUUAGAGAAGAUGUGGCCCUCACUACUGGAAUCAAAUACCCCACACAUAAUUAAUACAUAACUAUUUAUGGGUGUUUGCAUUACUUCUGAAUUGAGUGCAUUGCUUUUAGAUUUGCCAUACACACUGUAUGAACAUUUCCUCUUGUUUUUGACUGUCUAUUAAAUGGGAAUACUGCAGAA
Molecule: messenger RNA, 1965 nt
Organism: Cottoperca gobio
Lineage: Eukaryota; Metazoa; Chordata; Actinopteri; Perciformes; Bovichtidae
Gene: zfpl1
Product: zinc finger protein-like 1
Exons: 8
Coding region: 205-1194 (329 amino acids)
Cellular component (GO): Golgi apparatus
Source: RefSeq, a predicted model, not a curated record